AUGGAUAUUUAUGGGAUUAUUCCUAUAGCAAAAGGGUCAUACAAAUUGCAAAAACAGAUGAAAGAGUUCCUCCACGGGUUCUAUCGAUUGCCAAUAGGUCCGAUGUCGGAGAAGUUUUCAGCCACGCUAAGAAUUGGCGACUUGAACGAUUACAUAGCACCGUCGCAGGGGUGUGUGAUUAAAACUGAGAAUGCAGGGAGAGCUAGGAAUACUCCUAAAGCAACUCAAACCGAGCCUGUGAAGAUCUCGCUCAAAGACUGUUUAGCGUGCAGUGGAUGCAUAACAUCUGCAGAGACUGUUAUGCUUGAGAAGCAGAGUUUAGACGAGUUUCUUUCGAACCUCAACAAAGGAAAAGCUGUGAUUGUGUCGAUUUCUCCCCAGUCUAGAGCUUCUCUUGCUGUUCAUUUCGGUCUUUCUCCCCUUCAGGUCUUUCGGAAACUUACGACAUUGUUGAAGUCUUUGGGAGCGAAAGCCAUAUUUGAUACCAGUAGCAGUCGAGAUUUAACGCUUGUCGAGUCUUGUAAUGAAUUCCUAACGCGUUAUAAACAAAACAAUUCAGCCAAUGAUGAGAAGUCAAAAUCAUCUCUUCCUAUGAUUUCAUCGGCUUGUCCAGGUUGGAUAUGCUAUGCUGAAAAGACUCUUGGAUCUUAUAUUCUUCCAUAUAUUUCUUCUGUAAAAAGUCCACAACAGACUAUAGGAGCUACCAUCAAGAAUCACAUAUGGGAAGAGCUACAUAUCAGGCCAGAGGAGAUAUAUCAUGUCACCGUAAUGCCCUGUUAUGAUAAAAAGCUCGAGGCUGCUCGGGAUGACUUUGUAUUCCAAGUGGAUUCUGAUAGUGAGAGAGUUACAGAGGUUGACUCAGUAUUGACAACUGGAGAGAUUUUAGAACUAAUUCAGAUGAAAUCGGUCGAUUUUACAACCUUGGAAGAAUCUCCAGUUGAUAAACAAUUGUCAAAUGUAGACGAAGAUGACAAUCUCUAUGGUGUCCGUGGAAGCUCCGGUGGUUAUGCCGACACAAUAUUCCGGCAGGCUGCAAAAGUGCUUUUCGAGAAGGAAAUUGAAGGUCCCCUUGAGUAUAAGACGAUAAAGAAUGCUGAUUUUCGUGAAGUGACUCUUGAAGUAGAUGGUAAAACUGUGCUUAGAGUUGCACAGUGUUACGGUUUUAGGAAUCUGCGCAACAUUGUCACAAAAAUAAAAUCAAGAAAGUGCGAAUAUCAUUUUCUGGAGAUUAUGGCAUGCCCUUCAGGAUGCCUCAAUGGUGGAGGUCAAAUCAAACCCAAACCCGGCCAAUCUGCUAAAGAUUUGAUCCAGCUUUUGGAAACAGCAUAUUCUGAAAACGUAAAAGUGGCUGAUCCUUUUCAAAACCCUCGAAUCAAAAGAUUGUACAAUGAGUGGCUCGGUCAACCGGGUUCAGAGGUAGCCAAAAGACAUCUUCACACUGAAUAUCACCCAGUCGUGAAGAGCAUCUCCUCUGAGCUGCAAAACUGGUGAGAGUUUUGCUUGUUAUUUUUGGCUGAUGGUUUUUUCGGUUAAUGCUUUGUUGUAUAUGGCAAUAAGAUUUCUCUUUUCACACACAAGUUGUAUCUUUUACAGUGAUUGUGUAUCUCUGCAUAUUUUUUCUGUAGGCAGGUUGAAUGUUUUGUUUUCUCUAUAGGAAUCCAAUUUUGUUAGGAUGUGUUUUUGGUGUAGAAUUUUGUUUAGCUGGUCGUACACAUGUUGUGUGUGCUUGUUCGAUUUUUUUUUUUCGUGUUUAUGUUGGUUGAAGAAAAGAUGAUGUUUGAACAGACAUAGAUAGAACUCCAUGCUCUCUGCUCUGUUUAACACCUACAGGGAAGAUCUAACUAUGUAAAGAUGACUAUUCUCAUAAUGGGAUAUAUUCUGUCUCUUGUUUAUACAGUUCUUGAGACAUUUGUUAUGUGUAUUCGAAACAACCUUGAAGUGAUAAAUAUGUAGUUUUUUUUUU
Striga asiatica is the source of this 1963-nucleotide messenger RNA. The record is from the annotation of a GenBank genome assembly. Lineage: Eukaryota; Viridiplantae; Streptophyta; Magnoliopsida; Lamiales; Orobanchaceae.